Molecule: messenger RNA, 1387 nt
Organism: Tribolium castaneum (red flour beetle)
Lineage: Eukaryota; Metazoa; Arthropoda; Insecta; Coleoptera; Tenebrionidae
Gene: Rrp45
Product: Rrp45
Exons: 6
Coding region: 148-1317 (389 amino acids)
Biological process (GO): U1 snRNA 3'-end processing; exonucleolytic trimming to generate mature 3'-end of 5.8S rRNA from tricistronic rRNA transcript (SSU-rRNA, 5.8S rRNA, LSU-rRNA); U4 snRNA 3'-end processing
Cellular component (GO): cytoplasmic exosome (RNase complex); nuclear exosome (RNase complex)
Molecular function (GO): mRNA 3'-UTR AU-rich region binding
Source: RefSeq, a predicted model, not a curated record
GUGGUAAACACCGGUCCAUUUGUUGUGCAAAAAUGUGUAAAAAGCCACCAAGUGUAUUGUUUAAAAUAUAGAUUCCUGUAUUGCCGAUGUAUUUUUUCUAACCACACUUCUUUGUUACAAAAAAUAUUUUGAAAUUUGAAAAUAAAAAUGUCGAAAGUACGGGAAACACUUAUUACAAACUGUGAACGAAAGUUUUUGAUGAAAUGCUUGUCGGAGUGGAGGAGGUUAGAUGGUCGAAGUUUUGACGAGUUCAGGCCACUAGAGCUGAAAUUUGGCAAACAGUGGGGUUCCUGUUACGUUUCUCUCGGCAACACAAAAGUUUUAGCUCAAACAUCAUGCGAAAUCCAACAACCCAAGUCUUCACGACCUAGUGAAGGAAUUCUAAACAUAAAUAUCGAGUUGAACCCACUGGCAGCCCCUCAUUUCGAAGCGGGCAGACAGUCGGAAUUGUCAGUGCAGUUGAACCGACUUUUGGAAAAAUGUGUUAAAGAUUCUAAAGCUGUUGAUUUGGAAUCAUUGUGCAUUAAAACCAACGAAAAAGUAUGGGCUUUGAAGGUGGAUAUUAAUGUUUUAAACCAUGAGGGGAAUAUUCUGGACUGCGCCUCGAUCGCCAUGUUGGCUUCUUUGACUCAUUUUAGGCGCCCCGAUGUCACUUGUGAUGGCGAAGAAUUCAUCAUUCACAGUUACCAACAAAGGGACCCCAUUCCUACGGUUAUACACCACUAUCCAGUCUGCAUAACAUACGCUAUUUUUAAUGGAGGGGAGUAUAUUCUUGCGGACCCGUCACUACUUGAGGAAGGUUCCGCAGAUGCAAUGCUAACAAUAGGCCUCAACGGCUUUAAAGAACUGUGUGCCCUACAUUUAGGGGGAAAAGCUGAACUUGCACCAAGUAUUAUCCUGAGUACAGUUUCUAAAGCCACAUCUCGAGCUACUGUUGUGAUAGAAGAAAUAAAAAAAUCAGUUAAGGCCGAUACUGAACAAAGGCAAGAGAAGGCUUCGGUAGGCUUUCAUACUGAAGAUAAUUUCAAAACAACUCUAGUCUUUGGCCAGAGCCUUGAUACAUGGCAUACGAAUAAAAAGAAAAGAAAUAAAAAACAUAAAAAAGCACAGCCACAAUCCCAGAAUACGGUCGUUAUUGACAAAGGGUCAGUGGAACAUGUGCCUCAGACCGAAAACAAGAAAGAAGUCUGGGACGUUGAUAAUAACAGUGACGAUGACUUAAUAAUAGUCGAAAAACCUAAAGUUCAAAUCGAACUCCUAACAGACAGUGAGGAAGACGAUGUGGUGAUACUAGGGCCUGUCAAAAAUAAAAAAUAACUUGUGGUUUUUUAUUAAAUGCAUUUUUUUCUUAAAGUGUAAUAAUUUAAUAAAACUUCUAAGGACCUAA